AUGGAUAAGCCAGGACCCUCCAAGCCUAAGGUAUCAACCGAUUUAUAGCCCAAAAUAACUUGUAAAUAUCCAGUUAGAGCCACCCGAUUGUCUUCCUUCAACUUCGAAAAUUACCGACGCGGAUCGUGAAUUCUGGGACAACCUGGUCGAAUUCGUCUCCGAUGAGGAGGAGAUCACACUCGACCGCCUACUAGAAGACAGCGACUUUUCUGGAAAUGAGCAAGACGUCGAGGACCGCGACGUCGAGCUUCAACUUCAUAAUUUUGGUAUUCGAGUUAUUAGAGUCUCACUGUUUGAUCGUCUCCUAGCUGCUCCGGAAAUAGUAGUUGAUUCGAUUGAAGAACAGGAAGCUCCGCCGGAAACCGUGAAUGAUGCGUUGAGCAGACUACUCAACGAGUUCAAGCGAGCUCCGAUCAGCGAGGCUGAGGGUCCGCCGGUGGGAUUAGUGGGUUGAAGUUGAGAUGAGAUGAUUUGGCUAGGCUAAAAAAGCGUCGAUCGGGAGGAUUUUCGACGAGGGCAAUGCUGAUGCUGAUCCGGUAAGUUCUAAAGGCUGUAUAAAAAAGUUUGGUCAAAGAUACGAGUCCCUGAGAAUCGACUGGUCCGAGCAAAGGUGGGAACGGCGACGGAGAAGGCGCCCGACCCUCAUGACAUCGCCGCAGCCCAAACUUUUGUGAGUUUACUAGAACCUUGGCAAUGCAAACCGGACCUUUUUGAGCAUUUCUAGUAAUAAUGAAUGAUGAAAAUGUGAAUGUUUCGAAUUAGUCUAACUUCCUUUCAUGACUUGAAAGCUUUUUUGAUUUUUCGGACUCAGUUUCCUGACCUCUAACUUUUCAUGAAACUCACUAUACGUUUUCGAUUUCGACAUGAAGUUUCCCUAGUUCAAGUCUGAUUACUUUAUCUGACGGCUGUAUAUCAAUUAAAGUUGUACGCUGUUUGACUCCGAAAUUCUAAAGUUAAGUAUAGCCUGUGUACCACGACUUGGAAUUUCACCAAACGACAUUCCGCUGUGCCGCUGCGCGCCUUUGCGAACCUUGGUCGCGCUUUUACUUUUUUUUUUCUUUUAUUAAGGUACUCUACUUUCAUGUGCUCCCACAGAAAUAACAAUCAAUUGAAAACGUGACCUAGAUUCGAAAGACGCUUCGCGAACGCACGCAGCGGAACAGCGGAAUGUCGUCUGAUGAAGUUUCAAGUCGUGGCACACAGAAUAUAGCUUCAACAAGUUUGCGUCUAACUACAUUUUUCCAGGGUGGCUACAUGGCUCUGAAGAAAGCCAAGUUGAGACAUCAAGUCAAUGGCGAAGAGCCUCACGACGGCCUCACUUCUAAUAUUUUUUCUGGGAUAUCGGUGUUCGUCAAUGGCUAUACAGGUAUAAGAACACUUUAGAAGGCAUUUUUGAAUUUUUCUCCUAAUGUCCUAGAUCCUAAUGUCAAAUAUUAAUUGGAUCGCAGUAAACGCUUUCGAUAUUUUCUGCAAACGGCUUCUGAAUAGAUAACCCUUGAGGAAGCUCGAACUACCAACCCUCCAACACACGAAAAUGAGUCCUACCAACUGAGCUAUGCCACCAUUUCAGAACCGCCGGCGCUUAUAAUUCGCGAGCUGAUGACCGUCCAUGGCGGCGAGUACCACUGCUACUACGAGCACGGACGGACGACCUACGUCAUCGCGAGUUCUCUUGCUUCCGUCAAAGUCGACAAACUCCGUCAGGGCGAGAUCUUCAUCAAGCCCGAGUGGAUCACUGACUCGUCAGUUGAUCUUGAUGAUUAUUCUAGAAAUGUUGAGCUGGCCGGUUGAAAAGCACUAUAAAGGAAAAGAUUGAUUCAAAUGUGUUUUUUAAUAUCUGCAUCUAUAGCCGAUUUACGACCAACUUGGAACGUUAAAAGGCGUGGCCUGUCUGCGCUCUCCACCAGCCAGGCACUGUAUCUUCUCUUAUCGUGCCAGAACCGUUUUUUAGUGGCUCAAGCCAGCCGAGAACCGGCUUUAAAACUUGUCAAAAUUCUCCGGAAAGCGAACGCCCUCCUAAAUCCUUCAAACUGUCAUUCCUGCUGAAAGAAAACCAAGAAAAAAUAUUUCAGUAUUGCUCGUGGAUACGCUUUACCACACAUCGACUACGUUGUGAAUGAAAAAGACAGAUAUGCCAAGGGAACCUUGCAGCGAUUCUUCGCACAGAGCAAGGAAGAUAAAGGUGGGUCAUUUGUUUCGUUUUAGGAAAUUUGAAUGGACUUCAUUUUUUAAAAUUUUUUACACGAAUGAUAAACCGCUUUUUGAAAAACUUACUGAUACGUUCUGUCAUCAAAACUGAUCCGGGGCCUUUUGAAAAUGGCCUGAUAUUGCCGUAGCGCAACAGGUUGUGCGCCUGUCUACGGUCCGCAGGGUCACAAGUUCGAUCCCCGCCUCGACCCACCCAUCCAAGGGGUUUAAGAAAUCUUGGUAGUGGGAAACCACGACUUCAAGAGUCCCUAGGCGUCCCACAGGUACAAAUGCGUAGGAAGAAAAAGAAGCAAAGGCGUAUUUCUCAUUGAUUUGAGAAAUUCUUACAGUCCCUAUAUAGUCAACGUUUCCCGACUUAAAGGGCAAUCGAGGCGGGGCAAGGGGCGUUACUACUCUUUCUUCAUAUGUUAUACUAUUUUUAAUGCGAACAUGAAAAAAAUCAAUAAAUAAUCGAAAAAGAAAUGAAAAGAGCGAUGAACGAGCUCUCCAAAUAGUCGCUGGCAGUUGAAUUGAACUCGUGCCAAGAACCGCGAACGCACACGCUACGCGUCCCGCCCCUGCCCCGGCUCCCUCGCCUUUCAAGUCGGGAAACAUUGACAAUAAAAUAAUUAUACUUCAUAAGAGCCAGUUUGAGCCAUUCUCCAUGCGGACUCAGAAGUUUAAUUUCAGAAAAGCCGAAAAAUCCGGCUCCUAACCGCGAUACAGUAGACGCUCGUGAUCCCGACUUUAUUUUUCAGUACUACGCCAGGUUAUUUUGUUUCUGAAAAAGCCUUCCACCGGAUUAGAAUCUCAGGUCGAGGCUUCAUCUCAUUUCCACUCUAGCCCAAGAUAUGAAAGAUUUCGUGGCGGAUCUGAAAAGCAGGAGGUCGCCGGAGAGUGAAACGAUAGACUUGAGGGACCUCGGGCGAUUUGUUACUUCUGAAAGGUUUUUGACAAGAUAUCUAUGAUUUAUUGUAUGCUUUGAGACGUCCCAAAGAAGACUUCAUCUUCCACGUCGACCUGGACUGCUUUUUCGUUUCCGUGGCCCUCCGAUCGAGGCCCGAGUGCCGUGGAAAGCCUGUCGCAAUCACUCACAGCAAGGUGUCUUUAUCCCCAAUUUCAGGAGUAGCCCGAAUAUUCAGGGCGUUGUGAGCAACAGCAUGUCGGAAAUCGCAUCCUGCAGCUAUGAAGCGAGGGCCUGCGGAGUGAAGAAUGGUUUGAGAGAUUUAUAGUCCGUUUUACGCGACUUGCGGGAUUUCUCUGCGCUCUCUUUAUCUCUCGACGUCUCUCUCAUGUUUACGGGCUGUUUUCAUGUUUCUCUGACCUCGCCGGUGAGGGAACAGAGAGACGCAGACACCCGAAAACUGUAAAGUCGCGGAGGACGAACUAUAAAUUCGUUCGAAAAAGGGUAUUUUGAUAUUUUUCCAAAAUCCAUCGUCUUUUCGUUCUCUCUUUCAUGUUUCCUCUCAAAUAGGGAGUCCUUUCACCUAGUUUUCUGGAACUUUCUCCGAAUUUUCCCUUCAGUGAACUGGGAUUUGAAUCCACAUAGUCCAGAUUUCGAAUAAUGUCAAGUCAUAGCUCAAACUCCGCCCCUAAUGCGUAGAUCAAACCAAUCAAAGAGCUAUAGUCCGUUCAGAUUUUGAAUGUCAAGUAGAGUGACGUCAUUCGAAAACGCUCUGUAGAUGGCUCGCUCUCUGAUUGGUUUAUCGCGCUAUUAGGAGGCGGAGCUUCAGCGACCACUUGACAUUCAAAAUCUGAACGUUCAACUUGAUCAACUACACGUUUGGGCUUCUAGUUCAUCAAAGGCGAUUUUUCAAUAUUUCUUGAAAAGUUCCUGUUCACCGUCUAGUCGAUAAAAUCUAUGACUAAAACAGAAGAACAAUAAAAAUGGAUUGAUUAAUUAUUGAUUGAUUUUUCUUUGCCAUUCUUUUGAAAAAGUUGUUUGGUAGGAAUGCUGGUGAAAGACGCCUUGGAGCAAUGUUCACGGCUCGUUUUUCUCCCCUACCAGUUUGAAGAUUAUACCGAAGUCAGCAAGAUCAUCUACACUAUCCUGUCACGGUUUGAAAAGCGUCAAAAAGCUCAAACCGAGAUGUUCAGCUACACGCUAGAUCUUCGAGCCGUUUCCUGCGAUGAGAUGUACUUGAACUGCACGGAGUUGUGCAGAAAGGUUGUAGAUAGCCUCUGAGAUUAUAUUAAUUUUGAUGUUCGUCUCAGUUUUCUAUAACGGACCCCAAGAAGUUGGCGGAGCAUAUGAGGACGGAAAUUCGCGAGAAAACAGGAUGUCCUGCUUCGGUUGGAAUAGGUCAGUGUUUCAGAUUAAAUAGAAGAAAAAAAAAGAACAUCUCAGGACCCACCUCCCUAAUUGCCCGCCUUGCAACUAGACGCGCCAAACCCGAUGGCGUUUAUUGGGUUCCAAAAUUAAAUAUUGCAGAUUUCAUAGCGAAAGAGAAGGUUUUAUCGAAAAAGAAACAUAUUUGAAAGUUUUUUUGAGAUUCGGGACAUUCCUGGCAUCGGAUAUCAGAGCUUGGACAAGAUAAAGUCUUUUUUUGGUAUGUUCAUUUUAACAAGGAAGGUCAUUUUCCUUUGUUGGGAAUUUCUUAGAAAUUCUGGAGCGGUCCCUAUAGGGGUUAGAGGGAACAACGGCCUCUAUAGAGGACGAAAAAGUGGUCCCUAUAGGGGUAAAAUCAAGGUGGUCCCUAUAGGGGUUUAGUUUCUGACCCCUUAGUCUUUGAAGCUUAAGUGGACUCUAUAGGGGUCUUUCAAAUUUGUUUUCAAAAAGGGAUUUUUUUAGUUUUUCGCAUGGAAAUGCUUCUUCUCAUAGAGUUCAUAAAAACUAUCGACUAGCAUGUCCUCUAAAGAGCCCACUAAUUAAAACCCCUAUAAUGACCGCUUUCGCAAGCUUUAGUGGCCCCUAUAGGGGUUGGCAAAGUGGUGUCUCGAGGGGACCGUCCAAGAGCGUCUAUGGUUACCCCUAUCGGGAACACUCUGGAGUUCCUGAGUAGCACUCCACUCCAAGUAAAAUGACCUUCCUUGUAUUUUGUUCAUCGGAUGAAUUCCAGGCGAUACGGAAAGAUGCAGCGAGCUCCAAGCCCACUCUUUGGAAACCUUGGAGCCCUUACUCGGCAAGAAAGUUGCUCAAAAGGUUUUUUUUAAACCGUUUUUUUGUUCAAAUCCUUCCCUUUACCAGCUCUAUAAUCAGUGUCGAGGUAUUGAAGAAGAUCCGCCUGGAUUUUGGGAAAUCCAGCAAAGAAAAUCCGUUUCUUGCGAUAUCAACUAUGGAAUCAGGUUCACCGAGGUUGGACGUCGGUUUGAACGAUUGACUGACUUUUUAAUUUGAGCAAAAAGAGGCGAUGCAGCUGCUCAGCGGAAUCGGGUUUGAGCUAGAGAGGAAGCUUAAUCGAUGCAAAAUGUUGGCUGGGAACGUCACUCUGAAACUCUUGGUAUGAAUUAUUAUUCAUCAUUGAAGUAAUCAAUAGAGAAAUUUUUACUAAGCGAUUUACGAGCAGUUAAAACUCCAGAAUGGUCCCUAAAGGGGCGACCUUACGGGCCCUUGGAGGAUCCCUGUAGGGACCACUUUACCAAUCCCUAUAGGGGUCACUAAAGCUUGCAAAAGUGCCCUUUUAGGGGACAUUCUUAUCGAUAACUUGUUUGAACUCUAAGCAAAGAAGCGUUUCCAUGAGAAAAACUGAAAAAAUAACCUUUUUGAAAAAAAAAAUUGAAAGACCCCUAUAGGGACCACCUCGACUUUACCUCUAUAGGGACCACUUUUAGGCCUCUAACCCCUAUAGGGAUCACUCUAGAGUUCCUAAGACUGGCCGGAGCUUGAUAGUAACAGUUCUAUAUGGAAAAAGUUCUCAGAUCAACAUUUUUUAGAAGUGAUUUUUAUCAAUGAUCCUUGUAACGUUAAAAACAUUUAAUCCCGAAAAUUCCAGCUUCCAGGAGUAAGAUCAAUGAUCAUUAUAAAGAAUUAAGAAAAAUUUUUCAUUGAUGAACAGAAUCGAGAUAUUUUUUUGUCAGUUUUUUUCAAUUUUUUUAAAUGAAAAAUACUUCAAUGGGUAUCGUGAUUCAUCAAUACUUUAGUUCGAAGUUGACUUGGAGUUUUUUUAAUUUUACUUUUGAGAAAGCUAUAUCUUGUCUCUCUUCAUAAAUUUUAGGCCAGGCAACCGAAAAAUAAUCUGUUUUUUUUAACUUGUAAAUGAGUAAGUAUAUGACUAAGCUAACAAGUUGAAUCAAAAUAACAAGAUAAUCCUAAAAAAUGAAGGUCCGAAGCGCCGAUGCUCCAGUUCAAACGGCCAAGUUCAUGGGCCACGGAAGAUGUGACGCCCACACGAAGUCUGCAGUUCUGCCCAUGUCUACCAAUAACGCCAAGGUUUCUCCUACUUUUUGAAUUUGAAUAUUUCCAAUCUGCAGCUGAUAAUCACCGAGAUAGUCAAGCUGUACAACAAGAUUGCUCCACUCGUGGAAGACCUUCGAGGGGUUUUAUACACCUCCAGUCUCUUUUGAAAAUAGAAAUUUCAGGUUGGAGUUCAGUGCAGCAAGCUGAAAAGCGCCGACCGACAAGCGAUGAGUUCCGCCGUCGCCGAAAUGUUCAAGCCGACUUCUCAAAGGAAACCUCUGCAACUUGCUGGGAGACCAAGUAAUCUUUUUAGUUUUCAUUAUAUCCUACCAAUGAAAAAAAAACAGAAAAAGACGAAGAGAGAAAACGAAAACGUCACUUCUACGGCGAGGACGGCGACGAAGACAUGCUCAUGAGGAUGGAGGACUUCAAUCGGCCCCACAAAACCAGCCCUCCCCUCAAAAAUAGGCACAUUUGUGAACACGAGGGCAUGAGGAACAGGGUACAGGGUUUUAAAAUUAGUAAAACAAUCAUUUAUCUUACUGUUUUAGUCAUAUUACGGACCAGGCGACUAACGGGAAAGCUUGAAAUUGAAAAAAGCGCCUUUGGCGAGCUAGAAGCCCGGAUUUGUAGUUGAUCAAGUUGAGAUCAUGGUGCGCCUUGACGAGUUCAAAUAUAGAUGAGAUGAUCUAGAUAAAAGCCUCAAAAUCAGAAUGGAUUUAUGAAAAAAAUACGGUCUUAAACUUAUUCAUACAUCAAUAUCCAGAAAAGGUCUUGGCGUCACGAACUAACUAUUACAAGUAGUGUUACAAUUUUCUGCGGUAAAUCGGGACAUUCAAUGCAAGAAUUUGAUGAAGUUUUAUUCUUUAAUAACAUCUUUAUGAUUUUUCAAAAUGAAUCAAGGCAAAAAUGAUAUAUUUUUUUAGCGAGAAGAAAUUUUUUUAGGGUAAGGGAAGUAAAAUCCGACUCGCGCUUUCAAAAAAGUCUGAAGAUCUUCUGUGUUUUUUGAAAGCACUAAAGUUUUUAGAGGAUGCCUACUGAAUUCUGAUAAAUGAAACUUGAAUCCACUGAAAAUUAUUAUUAGACUGUAUUAGCUUUUUUCUUCCUUCAGCUCGAACCUCCAAGAAGCAAUCAGCCACUGGCGCCACCGGCUUGGAUGCCAAAGUGUACAAAAGACAUUGCCUUCGGUUCUCAGUCAAGCUUGAAUGGUGUUACGGAUGACGAGGGCAUCGAAGCUGAAUUUGAGAAAAUCCUAAUCGAAGGCAAAAGACUUUCAUGCCAGCCAAGUUAACGAGCGUUUUCAGAACCCACUCGAGAAUCAGUUGUACUGGUUGCGCGUUUCUUCUGCACAACGGCUCGCCUGGGAAACCUACAGUCGUUGACCAACCACUCCAGAACCCUGCUCUCCUUGGUCGGCCAUCGGAGAACGUCACACGCUGCGUGGUUCCAAGCCGCGCACCUGAUUCUGAACGAGGCCGACGCCGUCUGUGCCGAGUACUACGGCGCCCCCAUGAUGUUGGUCGACUCCUUGGAGCAUUUGAAUUUCGGUCGAUAUGAUUGA
Messenger RNA from Caenorhabditis auriculariae, 8084 nucleotides. Lineage: Eukaryota; Metazoa; Nematoda; Chromadorea; Rhabditida; Rhabditidae. The record is from the annotation of a GenBank genome assembly.